Exophiala dermatitidis NIH/UT8656 is the source of this 1227-nucleotide messenger RNA. RefSeq lists its product as uncharacterized. NCBI's taxonomy places the organism in Eukaryota, Fungi, Ascomycota, Eurotiomycetes, Chaetothyriales, Herpotrichiellaceae. The record is from RefSeq and is a predicted model, not a curated record. The transcript has 3 exons. Gene Ontology annotation, molecular function: ATPase inhibitor activity. Gene Ontology annotation, cellular component: mitochondrion. The coding region runs from base 122 to 451 and encodes 109 amino acids. Gene Ontology annotation, biological process: negative regulation of ATP-dependent activity.
GCAAAACAAAGACAUAACUCCCACACCGAAGAGUUCAAGAAACUCGUCAGCUCAAUCGCUACCCUACACAUUCGCUACAACCCACUACAUUUUGUGGUACACCCCCAGAAACACCGCAAAAAUGAUGCGAACAACCAUCCCAAGAGCCUGUAUGACCAGGAUCCGGACACCGGCAUUUUGUCAAUCAUUUGUGACCUCACACCCUAUGUGGAGUGAAGGUGACACAGGCGCCAUCCGACCUGGCGGUGUUGCUUCCAGUGACACAUUCAACCGCCGAGAACAAGCUUUGGAAAACAUGUACUUUAAGCAGCACGAGCUUGAAAAUAUCAAGAAGAUGAGAGAAAAGCUCCUCGCUCAACGGAAACAGCUCGACGAGGUCGAGAGCCACUUGAACGAGAUGGAACAGGCUGCAACCCAAAGAGCUGCCGAGGCCGAGAAACAAUCGAAAUGACUCGCGCAAAGCAAGCUCUAAUGACUUGAUGAACAACACCUUUUGUGAGAACAAGGGCUGGCAUGCCCCUGCGGUCUCGUGGAACAAAUCUAGAUGUGGACAUACAACAACAAACAAACAUCCCUAAUAUGGGAGGAAAGUCACAUACCACCAAAUUAUCAUGAUGGGCCUCCCGGUCGUUAUUACGACCUUGGUAGAAGGAUCCCGCUGGAAACGCUGCAUAUCUGAACUGAACAGAUAGCGGGACAGGCGUGUUCAAAAUGGACACAGUACAAAUGAGAACUUUGUUCAAACACAAGCUCGUAUUGUUUUUUGAUUGCCAACACUGCUAGAUGCCUGCCGGUCUACCACUCGGAUCGACGGUGAAACAUGGUGUCGUUUCGCCUGAAGAACCUACGUAGAUGCUGCUGAAAAGCGUUGAUCUCCAAAACAGUGCCAGAUCCCUCAUCUUCCUUGAGCUCUGCCGGCAAUCUCGUUGUACCAAAUAUCCGGCCAACUGUGCCCUUCCUGGCAUUGCUAGAGAACAAAACUGCGGCGAUGAGAAAAUCCGGGGAAGCAGAGCUGCAAGAUCCACUGAUGAAUCAGCGUUGAGCAGGACGCAGGACAUCCCGAGCCUGAUGCUACCCUGGUCAGGUCCCUGGCCCCUGUUGCGCGGCUCAUCAUCAGAUGGCAUCGCUUAUGUAACCGUCACGCCAUGUUGGUGAAAAGACGAAGGUACGUUGUACAGAUACGAGGUUGAGGGACAUGGCGGAUCCUGCAGUCCAGGUGGAAAAGCC